This is a messenger RNA of Myotis brandtii (Brandt's bat), 1039 nucleotides long. It is a transcript of the gene GP9, whose product is annotated as glycoprotein IX (platelet). NCBI's taxonomy places the organism in Eukaryota, Metazoa, Chordata, Mammalia, Chiroptera, Vespertilionidae. The transcript is spliced from 3 exons. Gene Ontology annotation, molecular function: protein binding. Bases 103 to 669 code for a protein of 188 amino acids. The record is from RefSeq and is a predicted model, not a curated record.
ACCAUCAGCUAUUUACAUAGAACUGCCACCUCAGCCUCAACCAGGACAGUUCAGGUCACAGAAAGGGGAACUGGACUGCAGGCCUGGAAGCCAGCCUGCACAAUGCCUGCCUGGGGGUCCCUGUUCCUGCUCUGGGCUGCCGCAGAAGCCACCAAGGACUGCCCUGCACCAUGCACCUGCCAGGCCCUGGAAACCAUGGGGCUGUGGGUGGACUGCAGGGGCCGAGGGCUCACAUCCAUGCCUGCCCUGCCAGCCCGCACCCGCCACCUCCUGCUGGCCAACAAUAGCCUGCGUUCUGUGCCUCCCGGCGCCUUCGACCACAUGGUCCAGCUGCAGACACUCGACAUGACACAGAACCCCUGGCACUGUGACUGCAGCCUCACCUACCUGCACCUCUGGCUGGAGGACCACACACCAGAGGCCCUGCUGGACGUCCGCUGUGCCAGCCCCAGCUAUGCCGCCCUCCACCCACUGGGCCAGCUCACAGGCUAUGAGCUGGGCAACUGCGGCUGGCAGCUACAGAAACCUUGGGCCUAUCCAUGGGUCUGGUGGGAUGUGGCACUGGUUGUUGUGGUCAUAAUGGGCUUGGCUCUCUUGGCAGGUCUACUGUGUACUGCCAGAGAGCCCCUGCUCCUAGGGUCGUUCUUCAGGCCAAGCGGCCAGGCCUGAGCCCCUGUCCAGACUCCACCAGCCCUGAUCAGCCAGUUCCACCAGUAACUUGAAAUAAACUGGCUGCUCAGCUAUUUUAAUCCAAACUCAGAUAUUUUAUUUUUCCCUCUCAGUACCUUCUGGAAACCUGGGUUCAUUUUUUUUAUUACCAGAUAUCAAUUGGUACUUUUCUGUCCCCCAAGUUCCUAGUAGAAUGGGCUGUCCCACUUCCUUCCAACCAGCCACCUGCAAUUCCACAAUUUGGACAUCCAGAGCCUUUCCCCAGUGCCUGCAGGUCCCAGGACACCAGUUCUCACACCCUCCCUUCUCUAGUAGUACCAGCUUCCCACAUGGACCAUCCUAGGCAGCCCAGGCCAAUUGCACAUCAAAU